AUGAAGGUAUCAUGGGAUCGCGCCAUCCGAUUCAUCGCCACUGAUGGGCGAACAUUGCGAGGACAACCAAUCUUACCAACACCUGACUUUGACCUCGGCAGGACAGAUGAAAGCACUAAACUGCAAGCCAAAGUUAUCGCCGGUAAAGAUCUCUAUGACACGUCUGGGCAGACAUCUGUGACAGGCGAAGUCGUGACCGUAAAGACACUUCUAGGACCUGUAGAACCAUCAGAGGUUCCAAUCAUCAGGUGCAUUGGACUGAACUACGCAACCCACAUUCGUGAGACGGGAAGAAAACCACCAACAUAUCCGUUCAUGUUCUGCAAAGGGUCCCCUGCAGUUUUGGAUCACGGCGCAAACGUUGUUGUGCCAAAAGUUGCUCAGGACGACCAAGCAGACUACGAAGGCGAGCUAUGCGUGGUACUUGGAAAGGAUGCCAAGGAUGUCUCUGAGGCUGAUGCUCUCGAUUACGUUGCGGCUUACACCGUAGGUAACGAUAUAUCUAGCCGGAAGCUGCAGCGUGACAGCACACUUGCAGGCCCUGUGCCACAAUGGGGCUUCUCAAAGGGCUUCGACACUUAUGCGCCUCUUGGCCCAGUAUUGGUCAGCUCGGCUCUCAUCCCAGACCCAGCUAAAUUGCAGCUGAAGACGGUCGUCGACGGAGAAUUACGACAGUCUUCUGGGCUAGACGACCUGCUUUUCAGUGUCCCGUACCUCAUCUCUUAUCUCUCCACGGGCACGACCCUCCAGAAAGGCUCCAUCAUUAUGACUGGUACACCAGGAGAGACUGUCGCAGGAGUUGGUGCAGGACUGAAGCCCCCUCGUUAUCUUGUCCCUGAGACCAGGAUGGAGGUUAGUGUCAGUGAGAUUGGAACACUUCGUAACGGGGUGGAGUUCGCGUGA
Messenger RNA from Clonostachys rhizophaga, 903 nucleotides. NCBI's taxonomy places the organism in Eukaryota, Fungi, Ascomycota, Sordariomycetes, Hypocreales, Bionectriaceae. The record is from the annotation of a GenBank genome assembly.